Molecule: messenger RNA, 1197 nt
Organism: Prorocentrum cordatum
Lineage: Eukaryota; Dinophyceae; Prorocentrales; Prorocentraceae
Source: the annotation of a GenBank genome assembly
AUGGGCGCUGACAGUGAGGUGUGCAACAGCGACGGCGAGAGUGGCGGGCAGACAGCAGCUGGCGAGUUUGCAAAGCUUGCUCGGCUCCCCGUUCUCCAUGCGCCCCGCGGGGCCCAGGGGGCGGAGCUGCCGGGGCUUCAGGCGGUUGGCGGCGGCGGAUCGGGCGGGGGCGGGCCCCAGCCCGGCAACAACCUCCGUGUGGGCCUCCUGAGCGCCGGCUGCUGCGCGGGCGCCGCGGGCAUCGCGUACCUGGCGCAGCAGACGUCGGGAGGCUCGGCGACUGUGUCCCAGGUGGACAUCCGGCCCAUGGCGGAGGACGUGUUCGAGAAUUCGGACAACCUGUUCGUAUUCUUCCUGGAGCGGGAGUCCGACGCGACCAGCAGGGUGGAGGACAUGCGGCGCAUCAUCAAGGUCGUGGCGAGCGAGCCCGCCAUGGCGGGCGUCACGUGGCACUACAGCGUCCGCAAGGAGGGCGACCCCGCGGUACCGGACGGCGCUGGCCCUACUGAGAACGUCUCGGACGAGUUCCCACCGCUCAAGGUGAUUAUGUACAAGGGCCAGCGGAAGACAGUGCUUCGCAUCGGAGCCGAGGUGCCCAAGGACGAGAUCGUCGGCUUCUUCACCCCAGUCUCCGAGACCUUGCCCGAGGACGCCAACGGCGAGGGCGUGAUCGUCCACCGCGUCUCCGGCAGCACCUUCGUCCGGGACGUUGUCGCGGCAAGCGUCAAUCGGCCAGUGUUGCUGCAGAUGUACGAGGACACCUGCUUUCUCUGCUUCCUGAUGCGGCCCUUCGUGAACUCGCUCGCGGAACUGCUGCGCGAGCACAAGGUGCCGCUCACCAUCAAGCGGCUCAACAUAGAGAAGAACGACUUCCCUAGCGGCUGCCCAGUGGCGAGGGGUACGCCCACCUUCGUCCUGAUGGGGGGCUGGCGGAUUCCGCGGACCGGUCGCGGUCGCGCAGCCUCAGAAGUGGGAGGAGUUCAAGCCGAAGGAGCUCGUGGAGAAGAUCUGCAAGGACUUCCCCUACCUGCCAGAGGACCUCUGCGCCAGGAUGGACGAGCUGCAGGGACUGGUGUCGAGGCGGUUCCAGCUCUUCACGCAGCUGGUCAUGUGGACGGUGGAGCUCCAGAAGCUGGAGGCGCUGCUGGGCGCUGGCGGCGAAGCCGCCGAGGAGGGCUCCUCAAAAGAGGACGCUGA